Molecule: messenger RNA, 3397 nt
Organism: Triplophysa dalaica
Lineage: Eukaryota; Metazoa; Chordata; Actinopteri; Cypriniformes; Nemacheilidae
Gene: osbp2b
Product: oxysterol binding protein 2b
Exons: 14
Coding region: 96-2507 (803 amino acids)
Cellular component (GO): cytosol; intracellular membrane-bounded organelle; membrane
Molecular function (GO): cholesterol binding
Source: RefSeq, a predicted model, not a curated record
CUCCGUCUCUCCGUUAUCCGGGAGCGAAGGGGGGAGUGCGUUGUUUCUAUCUCCCUUCCCCAGCCCGUUCAUCUCAGCGCUUCGGUGGUGAGUUUAUGGGGAGAGUGGCCGCUCCCUGCAGCGGCCCCGGCAGGAUCGUGUCCUUUCUCACCGCGGUUCCGUGCUUAUCCUGCAAACAACAGCGGCGGCGACGGCAUCAGUCUGCGGCAGCGGAACGAGGCACCAGGAGGAGGAUGAGCGAGCAGGGAAAGAGUGCCGCGUCCACGCCUUCAAGCGGCACACCAGUCCCGGGCUCAGACACGUACAAAGGCUGGCUCUUUAAAUGGACUAACUAUAUCAAAGGUUACCAGCGCAGAUGGUUCGUGCUCAGCAAUGGACUGCUGUCCUAUUACAGGACGCAGGCAGAAAUGGCCCACACGUGUCGCGGCACCAUCAACCUCGCCACGGCGCACAUCGACACGGAAGAUGCCUGCAAUAUUGUUCUGAGCAGCGGGGGGCGCACUUACCACCUAAAAGCCAGCACAGAGGUGGAGAGGCAGAGAUGGGUCACGGCACUGGAGCUUGCCAAAGCUAAAGCCAUUCGAAUGAUGAACGAUCAGUCUGAUGACUCUGCAGACGAGGAGCCGACGUCUCAGUCGGACCACAGUGAGAUUCAGGGCACUCUGAAGACUUUGGCCAGUAAGUUGGAUGACCUCAGCACUUGUAAUGACCUGAUAGCCAAGCACGGAGCGGCUCUGCAGAGGUCCCUGAGCGAACUUGAGGCCUUACGCGUGCCUCUGGAAGGAGGAGAGAAGAUCAAGGCUGUCAAUGAGAGAGCCACCCUCUUCCGGAUCACCUCCAAUGCUAUGAUAAAUGCGUGCCGAGAUUUUCUGGACCUGGCUGAGAGCCACAGCCGCAGAUGGCAGCGUGUACUUCAACAUGAGCGUGAGCAGCGUACCCACCUGGAGGAGACCAUUGAGCAGCUAGCCAAGCAGCACAACAGCCUGGAACGAGCGUGGAGAGAGGCUCCCGCGCACGCUGUCAACACAACCGAUAAACCCACCACCGACAAGGGAGUGAGUGAAAGGCCGCGGAAAGAGGAGGCAAGUGAUGAAGAUGAGGAUACAGAGUAUUUUGAUGCCAUGGAGGAAUCACCUGCCUUUAUUACAGUGACUGCCACAGACCCCUCUCAACACAGACGUUCUCAGAGUAAUCUCAGCGGUGCUAGUGGAGGACAUCCCAGCGAAUGGAACCAGGACGACAAUUGUUCUGUGAGCAGUAAUGAUUUUUCAGGGAAAGAGGUGCAGCCUCACAAGAAGAGGCGGAGCAACAUCCCAGAGAAGCCCAACUAUUCGCUCAAUCUGUGGAGCAUCAUGAAGAAUUGUAUCGGCAAAGAGCUUUCUAAGAUCCCAAUGCCUGUAAACUUUAAUGAGCCACUGUCAAUGCUACAGCGUUUGACCGAAGAUCUGGAGUAUCAUGAGCUGCUGGAUAAGGCAGCACGCUGUGAGAACUCACUGGAGCAGAUGUGUCUUGUUGCGGCCUUCUCUGUGUCCUCCUACUCCACCACAGUGCACCGAACGGCCAAGCCCUUCAACCCUCUGCUGGGAGAGACCUACGAACUGGACCGCCGGGAGGAAUUCGGCUACCAUUCUCUCUGUGAACAGGUCAGUCAUCAUCCUCCAGCAGCCGCUCAUCAUGUGAUGUCACAGCGAGGCUGGACCCUGUGGCAGGAAAUCACCAUCGCAAGCAAGUUCCGUGGCAAAUACCUCUCCAUUAUGCCUCUGGGUGCAAUCCACCUGGAGUUUCAUGCCAGUGGAAACCACUACGUGUGGCGUAAAGUCACUUCCACCGUACACAACAUCAUUGUGGGCAAACUGUGGAUUGAUCAGUCAGGAGAUAUUGAUAUAGUCAACCACAGGACCAAAGAGACCUGUCAGCUCAAGUUCUCUCCCUAUAGCUACUUCUCAAGGGAAGUUCCACGAAAGGUCACAGGGGUGGUGAUGGACAGCGAUGGCCAGGGCCACUACAUCCUGUCUGGCACGUGGGACGAUAAGAUGGAGAGUGCCAAGAUAGUCCAGAGCAGCACAAGAAACAGCAGCUCUGAGGGAAAACAAAAGACAGUCUAUCAAACGCUCCCACCCAAACUACUAUGGAAGAAAUACCCGCUACCAGAGAAUGCUGAGAACAUGUACUGUUUCUCUUCUCUGGCUUUGACGCUGAAUGAGGAAGAGGAGGGUGUAUGUGUGACGGACAGCAGGCUGAGGCCGGACCAGCGGCUGAUGGAAGCUGGACGCUGGGACGAGGCCAACGCGGAGAAACAGAGACUAGAGGAGAAACAGAGAGCCACCAGGAGGAGGAGAGAGGCCUCAAUGGCCAUAGAUGACGGAUUGGAGUUUGAGUGCUACAAGCCGAUGUGGUUCCACCAAAGGAUGGAUGAAACGACAGGAGACUUGACCUUUGUUUAUAAGGGGGGUUAUUGGGAGGCGAAAGAAAGACAAAAUUGGAAUGAGUGUCCCAAUAUCUUUUGAAGACAUGAAACAUUUUACUGACAAAACAGGAAAAUAAUCCCUGUACACGGACUCAACAAUGCGUUGCGAUGGCCACUGAGUUUGUGAAAAACUGCAAUGAUGAAACUCUUAAAGCGAGCGUGUGUUUGUGUGCGAGCGUGUGUGACAUAUAUCUUCAGCUGACUCUUAAACAGACUUGCACAGGAGAAGGGAAGAACAGGACUCGAGUUCUCUCUCAAGUUCACCUCAAAGAUGAGUGAGUCAGAGAAACGUGUAGAUCUUCUAGCCAAGUGCCGCCCACUUCAUCUUCCAAAGCGAAAUCAGGUUGUUUUUAUUCUGUACAGCCCCUUCACAAAUUGCACUUUCCCCCCUAUUUCCAGCAUUUCUGGAGGAUAAACAUGAGACUCAGUCAUGUUUAUAAUUAGAUCAUAUCAGAGACGCUCUUACUCCUUCCCUUCUGGCCUAGAAACUCACCGAAACACGAAGAAGAGGAAAGUCAGAUGCUGCUGCAACAUAUGGAUAACAUUUAUGUGAAUUGUUCCACUUAGUGUACUUCCUUAAGGGAAUUUUCAUAUCAACAAUAAUAGCAUAUUUGGGCAGACGAAGUUCUUGUUCACAUAUCCCAGAGAAUUAAGGGAGAAUGGUUGUUGGACUUGUUUAUUAGAGAUAUUUUACCAGCCCCUUCCCACUUUGCAUAUGCUAAGGAUCAACCGUUGAAAAAGCCAUUGCAGGCACAGUUUGACACAAACCUUAAAAACUGCUUUAAAUCCAUGAAGGUGAAUUUCAAUUGACAAUAGCUUCAUCCUGCAUUGCUCAGCGGAGCCUCUCAGUGGUCAUUCUCCAUGUUACUGUGACUGCCACAGUACAAUGCAUAUCAAUGCAAUUAAAAAUACCUUUUUGUACAAUCAGGA